Molecule: messenger RNA, 2067 nt
Organism: Cebus imitator (Panamanian white-faced capuchin)
Lineage: Eukaryota; Metazoa; Chordata; Mammalia; Primates; Cebidae
Gene: CDKL3
Product: cyclin dependent kinase like 3
Exons: 13
Coding region: 220-1947 (575 amino acids)
Biological process (GO): positive regulation of dendrite morphogenesis; negative regulation of axon extension; dendrite extension
Cellular component (GO): nucleus
Molecular function (GO): ATP binding; cyclin-dependent protein serine/threonine kinase activity
Source: RefSeq, a predicted model, not a curated record
GGAACGCAGCAACCCCACCGCCGUUUCCAUGGUAGCGAGUGGCCGGAGCCUUGGCUAGGACCUAACCAACAAAGUAGGGUCAGUGUUCCGUGGCCCCACUGGAACUACGCAGAGCCAGGCCAGCGGGACCACAGAAUGGGCUGAGGCGGUGGCAGCUGUUUGGAUAAAGUCGACAGCUGGACGUGGGGUGUGACGCCGUAGUAAAAGCCCAGCUUGAAAAUGGAGAUGUAUGAAACCCUUGGAAAAGUGGGAGAGGGAAGUUACGGAACAGUCAUGAAAUGUAAACAUAAGAAUACUGGGCAGAUAGUGGCCAUUAAGAUAUUUUAUGAGAGACCAGAGAAAUCUGUCAACAAAAUUGCGAUGAGAGAAAUAAAGUUUCUAAAGCAAUUUCAUCAUGAAAACCUGGUCAAUCUGAUUGAAGUUUUUAGACAGAAAAAGAAAAUUCAUUUGGUAUUUGAAUUUAUUGACCACACAGUACUAGAUGAGUUACAACAUUAUUGUCAUGGACUAGAGAGUAAACGACUUAGAAAAUACCUCUUCCAGAUCCUUCGAGCAAUUGAAUAUCUUCACAGUAAUAAUAUCAUUCAUCGAGAUAUAAAACCUGAGAAUAUUUUAGUAUCCCAGUCAGGAAUUACUAAGCUCUGUGAUUUUGGUUUUGCACGAACACUGGCAGCUCCUGGGGACAUUUAUACGGACUAUGUGGCCACACGCUGGUAUAGAGCUCCAGAAUUAGUACUAAAAGAUACUUCUUAUGGAAAACCUGUGGAUAUCUGGGCUUUGGGCUGUAUGAUCAUUGAGAUGGCCACUGGAAAUCCCUAUCUUCCUAGUACCUCUGAUUUGGAUUUACUCCAUAAAAUCGUUUUGAAAGUAGGCAAUUUGACACCUCACUUGCAGAAUAUCUUUUCCAAGAGCCCCAUUUUUGCUGGGGUAGUUCUUCCUCAAGUUCAACAUCCCAAAAACGCAAGAAAAAAAUAUCCAAAGCUUAAUGGAUUGUUGGCAGAUAUAGUUCAUGCUUGUUUACAAAUUGAUCCUGCUGGCAGGAUAUCCUCUAGUGAUCUUUUGCAUCAUGAGUAUUUUACUAGAGAUGGAUUUAUUGAAAAAUUCAUGCCAGAACUGAAAGCUAAAUUACUGCAGGAAGCAAGAGUCAAUUCACUAAUAAAGGCAAAAGAGAAUUCUAAAGAAAAUGAACCUAGGAAAGAUGAAAGAAAUACAGUUUAUACUAAUAAACUGCUAAGUAGCUCAGUUUUGGGAAAGGAAAUAGAAAAAGAGAAAAAGCCCAACGAGAUCAAAGUCAGAGUUAUUAAAGUCAAAGGAGGAAGAGGAGAUACCUUAGAACUGAAAAAGAUGGAGUAUGAAAGUGGACUUUGUCAACAGGAUACAAAUGAAAAUGUUCAUGCUACCAUUGAACCACCAAACCCUAUCAACCCCAACACUGACUGUAAUGGCUUGAAAGAGUAUCCACAUUGCGGAAGUUCUGUGACAAUGCCACCCAUCAAUCUAACUAACAGUAAUUUGAUAGCUGCAAAUCUCAAUUUAAAUCUCUUUCACCCCAGUGUGAGGUUAAAUGAGAGAGCAAAAAAGCAACGAACUUCUUCACAAUCUACUGGACAACUUAUGCCUAAUAGCAGGCAAGAGGAUACAGGUCCUAUUCAAAGCCAAAUGGAGAAGGAUAUAUUUAAUGAGCAAACAGGUCACAGUGACCAAAUGGCAAACGUGAACAAAAGGAAGCUGAACUUUUCCAGAUCUGACAGAAAAAAAUUCCAUUUUCCAGAAUUGCCUGUCACAAUACAGUCAAAAGAUACAAAAGUAAUGGAAGCUAAACAGAUAAAAAUGCUGAAGAGGGAGUCAAAGAAAACAGAUUCACCUAAAAUACCAACUUUACUUAAUGCGGAUCAAAAUCAAGAAAAACAAGAGCUGAAAAAUUCUGGAUUAUCCUCCAAGAUGUGACUCAAGCAUCAACUUCUAUGGAAAUACUUGCCCAGCUUCCCCAAGCAACAAGGCCAUCCCUCUUGUGUGUAUGUUUAAUAAAUGAUUUGCUUGCCUAUUGGACUGUGUGUCUCGCCUGAG